This is a messenger RNA of Biomphalaria glabrata, 10569 nucleotides long. RefSeq names its product coronin-1A-like. The transcript has 18 exons. Gene Ontology annotation, biological process: actin filament organization. The record is from RefSeq and is a predicted model, not a curated record. Bases 207 to 2357 code for a protein of 716 amino acids. NCBI's taxonomy places the organism in Eukaryota, Metazoa, Mollusca, Gastropoda, Planorbidae. Gene Ontology annotation, molecular function: actin filament binding.
UUUAUGGAUGUAUGAAGUGGGAUAGUAAAAUAAAGUUAUACACAGUCACGUGACAUGGCCAAGAUGGCGGACUGAUAAUCCGGGAGAGAAAUGUGUACUGAAUAGGAACUUCCAAGAUAAGCCCAUUUAUAUUAUUGUAAUGGUUCUGCUGAAAACCAUUGGAACAAUUCAGUUUUAGGAUUAUCACACUGCUCUUUUGAGUAACAAUGUCUCUCAAACUCAGAGCAUCUAAGUUUCGACAUGUCUUUGGCUCCCAAUGCAGAAGGGAACAGACAUUUGAAAAUGUUAGGAUCACCAGGAACACCCACGACAGCAAUUUUUGCAGUGUCAACCCGAGAUUUUUGGCAGUGGUCACUGAGAGCUCUGGCGGAGGUGCUUUUGCCAUAUUGGAUGUGAACAGACCUGGCAGAGUGGAUAUCAACUGUCCUAAAGUGUGUGGCCAUGCUGGUGCUGUUCUGGAUAUCAAGUGGAAUCCAUUCAAUGAUUGUGUCAUUGCUUCUGGUUCAGAUGACACAACCGUUAAGAUUUGGACAGUUCCUGAAUCUGGUCUUUUAGGGACUCUGACCGAUUGGUCAGCAGAUCUUCAUGGUCACUCCAGAAGGAUAGCUUAUGUAGACUGGCAUACAUCUGCCGCCAAUGUUCUCAUGUCUGUAGGAUUUGACUUCAAAAUAAUGGUAUGGAACGUGGAACAAGCUGAACCAAUCAACUCCCUCAUUUGUCACACUGACACUAUCUAUUCAGCCUGUUGGGGAAGGGAUGGCAGUCUCAUAGCUUCCACCUGCAAAGAUAAAAAAAUUCGAGUCAUGGACCCACGUCAGGCGAAAGUAGUCAUUGAGAUGGAUGGACACCAAAGUACUAAAACUUCAAAAAUUGUAUUUGUGUCAGACAACCAAGUAUUCACCACAGGGUUCUCACGGAACAGUGACAGACAGUAUGGAUUGUGGGAUGUGAGAAAGUCAGGGCCAGCUCUUACCAUGUCAGACCUGGACUGCUCCAGUGGUAUCCUCUUGCCUUACUAUGACCCUGACAUUCGAGUUGUUUACUUGGCUGGCAAGGGUGAUGGUAAUAUCAGAUAUUUUGAAAUUGAUUCUGAAGAGAAUUCAGUACAUUUUCUCAAUACUUACCAGUCAGCCUUACCACAGCGAGGACUUGGCAUGAUGCCCAAAAGAGGAAUUGACCCAUUUAAGAAUGAGGUUGCCAGAUUUUACAAGUUGCAUGCUUCCAAAAAUUUGGUGGAACCUAUUUCAAUGAUUGUGCCCAGAAAGGCUGAAGGUUUCCAGCCAGAUGUCUUCCCACCAACAGCAAGUACAAUUCCUUCCCUUACAGCAGAUGAGUGGAUGAGUGGGGUGAACAGAGGACCAAUCUUGCUGGACUUGGAGAGUGGAACCAUUCUAGAUAAACCAAGGUCUUCAAUGUCACCAGCUGUACAAAACCAGAUUGGUGCUCUCAGCAAGGCUCCCCAGAUCACAACAUACAAAGCAGUGAACAGUAGGACAGCACAACAGCCGUUUAACUCUGCUCAGACUCCUGCACCUUUCCAGCCCUCAGGCCCAUCCACCAAUCUUCGUCCCUCUCCUGAAGGCCAUGCACCAGUUGUGUUGAAGUCACCAUCGAUGAAGAUGCCAUCUGUCAUUCAGCAGACCCACAUAUGGAAUGGGAUGGACAAGACAAAACAAGAGCCAGCCUCCAUCAAAAACAUCAGAGGAUUAAGCUCCAGCAGUAAAGAAGCCAUCAAUGACAUUUCGCCACUCUCUCCAUCAUCUUCUGCAUCAUCUUCCAAUUCCUUCAAGAGGUCCUGGUCCCCUGGCUCUUUGUCUCUUACUUCCACCACAGCAGCUCCGCAUGUCAAUGGCUUCAAUGAAGACCCACAAGCAGGAGACUAUCUUGCCUCUAAAGCCUCACCUACAAUGAUGACAACGCUAACCACAUCUCAAAAGUCACAGCCCUCUGGCACCACCCGCUACUCCCAGGCCAGAUUAAACAGAGGCUUCGUGCAACAGCGGGCUAACACUAUAGCCAGCAGUGAGAAUGCUGAACACAUCAGUGCAGUGAAACUGGUGAUUGGCCAGCCAGCGCAGACAGCACAAGGCCAUGCUAUUCAUGUACGCAAAGUUUGGUCACCACCUGUAUCUUCUGUUGCUUCCCCUUCCCCUACGCCAGUGUCGUCAAAGUCUGGAAUUAGUUUCCCCAGUAGUGAAACAGAGUUGAAGAAAGCCUACUUUCGGCAGUUGGAUGAAAUAAAAAAUCUCCAGGAACAGUUGCAGCUGAAGGAUAAGAGAAUCCAACAGUUAGAGACAGAGUUGGCACAGAUGAAAGAGCGGGAAGCAGAUCUAAAGCCAGGGGAAAGUAAUUGUUGAUAUAGAGCUGAACUCAAAAGAUUCACCAGGCCUAGUCCUGUGACUUGAAAGCAUUGGUUGCUGACCUAGAAUAAUUGACAUCCCAUGGGCAAAGCCUCAUGCACCUUUUUAUUUUAUAGCUAUCAAAAUGACCUUUCUAAAUGUGCACACCUUAACUGCAUACUUCUAUUCUGGGCGCAUCUGUUGAUCCUGUGCAUACAUUGUAUCUCAGUAGACAAAUGGACAGGAAGAAACACUGGCUUGUGUGUUUCAGAGCUCUCCUAACAGUCUGCUCUCAUCUUACAAUAGUGUCGGAUGCACUAGUUUGUAGUUAGUUUAGAAUUAACCUGAUGGCAUUGUAAGAUCAAAUAUUUGUAUUUCUGUAAUGAUAAGGGCAAAUCUUGCCUUUGUGAGUUUGAGGUAUGAUUGAGUUAAUUAGAUGACCUGUGUUUAUCAAGAAAACAUGGACAAAUGUUUGGUUUCCAGGGUUUUGAUUGACUUUGUAAAUUAUAAGAAAGACUGCAGUUGUUUUCACCCCUUUUAUUUUCUUAUGGAACCAAACAAUGUUUGAAGUUACAUUUCCCCAGAUUUCAAUUAAGCUACAAGUAAUGCAAGUAAUUCAAGGUAACCUCUGACCUCUGUAGGCUCUUCUCUCUCUCCACUUCACUUAAAAUUUUCUGAGACAUUUUUUUUUUUGCUUCCAGACUUCCAAGAUGUAUUACCAUAUACUAGAGAUAUUAGGAAAUAUUCCUUAAGUGGAUUUUUUUUUAUGUUUCUCAAGCUGGAGAUAUUUUUAUUUCAUUUAUCAGUUCAGAGCCUUUUUUUUUUUUAUCAAUGAAUGAGCCACCAAAAGUGGCAAACAAAAAAUUUGUAUUACAGUUUUACUGAACAUUGUAAAGAAAAUCAAUCAUUUGAUCAGUCAUUAUAAAAUUUUUGUAUUUGAUUUUAUCAAAAUUUAUUAUGUAAUUAGUUUUGUUUUUCUCUACAUGUUUAACGAAGCAAAAAACUUUACCUAUAAAAAAAAGACAUUAAAUUUUGUACUGUGUACAAUUUUGUUUGUAUUAAUUUACAUCAAGCCCAUUUAGAAUGGUUCUUCAGUCGGGAAAACAAAAGUAUCUCAAGAACUUAAAUAUGAUAAAGAUCCGCAAUUUGUGUGUGUGUGUGUGUGUUAAGUUUCUGUCUGCGGUUCUGUGGCAUUGAUUUGUUUGAUUUCAGUCAGGCUGUGUUACUUAAUAUUUUCUUACACAUGUUGAGUUUAGGCUCCAAGAAAUAAACUGGACAUUUCUUGGUUUUGUGUUUCAAUUGCUAUUUAAACAUUUUUAAAACUAUUUUGUAAUCUGCAUUUUGUUUGAACAAGAUUAUUUUGUUUUAUUUGUUUGCUUUAGAACCAUCUGUUUUGGCAAACGGAACAUAUUUUUAGACAAUUUUUUUGUUUACAUUAUUAUACGGUAAUAAUAUCAUGUUGCUAAAUGUUGUAUAAUCUUUAUAAUAAGGCUUUAAACAUUUUUUUUUAAUUCCUAGUUUCAUCUGUAGACAUAUUCAGUUAAUACAAAUUCAUUUAUCAAUCAGAUAAAUUUUUUAUUUUAUUCUUAAAAUGAGAAACUUCCCCUAAUGAAAAGACAAAAAAAAACAACAACAAGGCAGUAAGAUAAUAAGAAGCUAUUGUCCUUUGAACAAAAGUUGUCACCCUUUUCAUAUGAAUCAUGGGCUAUGACUAUUUUUAUUUUUUUUAAAUAGUUUUUUAUUUGUCCUACAGCAAGACAGGACUAGACCAAAGUGGUGACUAGAUUGUAAGGUUGCCUAUGGUGCACAGGUUAGGUUUGGCUGUCUGGUGCCUUUUUAUUUUGAUAAGCAUGCUUAACUUUUCCCAUUCAUCUGGAGCUCCCAACACCUGCUACUAAAACUUGUAGGCCUUCUGUUUUUAACUAAAGUUAGCCUUUUCCCCAAAGAUGCUGACCUUUUCUUAUUGUUUACCAGGGAUCCUGUUCCAGUGUCACUGGAGAUGUUUUUUUUUUUCUUCUAAUUUGUCUUAUCUUUUUUAAAAAACAUUUUCAUGAAUUAUUCGGGUACCAACUUCCAGCUGUGUCUGUCAAAUUUAUCUUUUUUCACUUUCACAAUUUUUAGUAAAAUAUAAAAUAUUGUUUUUUUUACCCUUAGGAAAACAAACAACAAUAUGCUAAGCUAUUAGAAUGCAGUAAUCUCAUAUGAUGCAAAUAAUUCAUAUCCAGCCUUUUUAUUCUUUUUAAGAUUUUCUUGGGUUUUUACCUUAUGUCUGUUAUAUACGACAUUUUCCUUCUUUUUUUUUCCCUUUGUCAGGUUUAUGAUCUGAACAAAAUACUACUUAUAGCGUGUGAACAUAUCAGUUACUAAAUGAACAACUUUUGAUUUGUUUUAAUACAAAGUUUAUACUUUAAUUCAGGUAACAUCUUAUAUGAAUUCGUUUGUUUAAAUAUUUGUGGGUCACUUGUGAACAUUUUAUUUUAUAGCAUGUUACAUUGCAGCAAAGAUAUCACUAGGUUUGCAUCCUACAAGAUUUAUGGUUUUUUUUUUAAAUAAAAUGUUUUGUUGAUUUUUUUUAGAAUUAGCACCUUGUUUGUGUAUAUUUUAUUCUUAUGAUUAUAUAUCCUUAUUUUCCUUACCAAAUCAAAUUGUCGGGAGCCCAGACAUUUGUUGUUUAGUCUUUCUUAUCAUUAAGAGCAAUGACAAUUCCUUUGCAUUUCGAGAUGUUAGUAUCUCAUUUCUUAGACAUUUCCUUCUAAAUUUGAAUUUGCAUUGGCUGCUGUUUUGACUUGUAAAUGAAGCUAGAAAUGUGUCACCUCUAGAUAAUCGUCUGUUUUUGUUGUGGAAGGAGACAGUGAAUGAAUCUUUUAAAGUGUUGAUCAGAUAGACUUUAUAAACCCACAGUGAGCUUUAAAGUUUGUGCCUUGUAUUCCACAUAUAACUUCAGGACAAUUUUAAUUUAGCGCCCAGUGCCAUAGGAAAUUCAGUGGGAAAAAAAGACUAUGAAACAAAAAUGAGAGAAGAAACUUUUUUAAAAUCUCAAUAACGGAGAAUAAUAGAAUGAGAAGUCUAGUUGUUACUUAGUUGUCAAGAAAUGAGACGCAUUGUAGUUAGAUUGUUCUUUGAUUUUCAUAAACUUUUUUUUUACAAUUGUACAGUUUAGAAUGCCACUUGACUUUACAAUUUUAUCACAUCUGUGGCAUCCAUUCAGUUUGGAAUGACUGUAUUUAGAAUUAUGACACCUGAUUGUGUUUUAGUGUUUAGAUUUUGUGUUUUGUUUAAAAAAAUCUUCUUCAAGUCACAUUCUUUCAUGACAUUUGGGGCUAAACUUAUUUUCUUUUAAAAUAUUUUUUUUUCUUAUUAGAUUUUUAAUAGUGCUUUGAGAAUAUGAACAUUUUAUGCACACACACACACACACACACUCAGCUCAGUUUGGAUUCUUAUAGGCUGUAUUUUUGUAUUGUUGCAAAGAAUAACUUAUAAUUUGAUCUUGUAUUUGAUACACUUUAUACAUAGCUGUAUAGGCUAGGGUCAUUGCACUAUAGUGGAGUAGGAAAGUAGAGUUUUCUUGGGAUUGUAAAUUGUACAUUGUUUAGAUUGAAACUACUGACUGUAGAGUGGUGAGAAUGCUGAUGAACACACACACACACAUUCGUUAUUGCAAUGCACAGAACAGCUCAGUUUUUUUACUCAUUCAGAUUGAUCAUUACAUUUCAAAGUUACUGAGGAGAUCAACAGGUUUGUGUAUUCAUUUGAAAGUUGGUAAAACUGCUGUUAGUUGUGCUGGCAUUGUCCAUAUCAGCUCUAUGUGUCUCAGUCAUCCAACAUUUGAAAGCAAAUUUACCACUUUAGUUGUUUUUUUGUGUUUUCAUUUUAUCCAGUCCCUUUUACAUUCCUCAGAAUUAUAUUUUACAAUGAGUUACCCCCCUCUUUCAAUUUCUUAUGUUUUGAUUCCUCCCAUUAUUAGGUCUGUAGUCUCCCCUGUAAUAAUAGUGCAGUGAAUGCAAAUUUAAGCGUUUCACUCAUUCAGUUAUUAAUCAUAGCAUUUUGUAAAAAGUUCUUUUAAACACUUUUUUUUAAACCUGUUUCUUUUCUAUGAUCUCUGACUGACUCUUACACCUGAUUUGACCUGUUCUCUCUUUUUUUUUAACCCAUGAAACUGAAAUGUGAUUUUAUUUUUGUGCCUUUUUUAAAUUUGUAUUUUGCACAUUCUCAACUUUUCAACAUUUCUCUAUGAAUAGGGUCUUGGACAGAUAUGUGUGUGUUUUGUUUCAUUUCUUUUCUAUAUUCUAGAUCUGAACUCUCCACAUGACAUCUCUGAUUGUACUAUUGCAACAUCCUUUUCUACAGUUAGAUGCCUUGUUGUUUUCAGACUUGGUCUUCCUUGACAUUUUCUAUUUAGAUUGUUAUGAUUCAGGAUGAGUCACUUGGUGAUCCGCAUUCUCACACCUGUUGUACAUUCUUCUAAAUUGGAUAAAAAUAUUUCAUAUUGAGUGCUGAUCCAUGCUCUUUCUUUUAAAGGAGAGAUUGUAUUUAUAAAAUUGUCCAUAAUGAUAAACACAAAAUUCAAACCUGGACAAUGUGUUUUUUGGUUUUAUUAUUCUUUCUUUAUUUUUAUAGUAAUUUCAAAAGGUUUUUAUUUGAUUUAAUCUAAAUUUCAACUCUUCCUGUGGGCCUGUCUGGGUCAUGGGCCACCAACUAGCGUCCUCCUGGUGUGUCUGUUUUGGGAUGGUCUUUUCAACUGUCCCCACCUCUUGCCAUCUGCGUGGCAUCUGCAUCCUAAUCUUGAUGCUAUGGAUUUCUGGUCAUAUUUUAAUAUAUGGUUUGUUUGUUUUAUUAUAAUUUGAACUGAAGGUACUGGGGUUCAAGUCUUGAUCAGUCAAUUAUUUUUUCUCUCCAUUGUUUUUAAAGUACUUGUUGUUUACCCUGUGCUAUACAUUUGUUUGAUGAUUUUCUACAUUAUUAGAGUGUAAUUUAAAUAAAAGUCUCUCAGAUACUGUCGUUUCUCUAUGGCGGCCUGCCAGGGUUAUCUUCUAGUAACAUGAUUGUAUUUAAAACUCUCCUACAUUCUAUUGAAGCUCAAUUUGAUGAUCUAACAUAAUUACAGCGUGUAUUUUUCAUUUGUUCACAUUGCCAAUUUGAUCUCAUCCGUUCUAUAAAUACGACUGUCAAGAUGAACAGGGUACCUACUUUAUAUAGGUUAGUGUCUGAUUCAGUUCUAUUCUCACAGUGUUUUUUGUAACCCUUUUAAAAAGUGCCCUUGUUUUAAUUUUAUUAUUUACUUGAUUUUUUUUCUGUGAUGAUUCAAUUUAUAUUCCAUAUUCAUGCCAAUCAGUGUGACCCACUGGAAUAUUUUUUUUUUCAAAGCACAAAAAUAAAAAUGAAUUUGUUACAUCAUGUCAAUAAUUUUUAUUUACAAUAUAAGCUUGUAGUAUCAUAAAAUACUGAAUGUUUUGCUUUCCUGACAUCCCUCUAGGAUUUUUGUCUUUGCGUUUCCACUUGAUGUUAGUAGUUAGACUUUUACUAUGGUUCCUUCUGAUUUAUAUCAGGUGUUAAAGUUUUUGAAUAAUCUGUGCUUUAUUUAAUAAGAAUAUUAUAGCUAGUCUUAUUGUCUGCAGAUUAAGAAGGAGUGUAGUAGCCCACUUUGCUACCCUGACCAAUAUUUACAUCCUUAACAUAUUACCUUCCCCUAUUUGCCUGUCCAUAUCAGAGACAUUUUGAAUGAGUUUUUAUUUUAAAAAAAAUCAAAUAAAAGCUACUACAAAUUUGGGGGGAAAAAAAGAAAUAAUUACAAACAUAAGCAAAAAAAUGUUUCAUAGGCCUUUAAAAUUUAGAAGAAAAUCUGAGUUUUAAAUGUAUUUUACUGGUCUGUAUUAGUUUUGUCUUAUGUCCCAGACCUUGUUGCUGUUUUGUGGUUUCAGUUAAUUCAACUAGUUUACUAGCAAUGCACAUCUUGAAGUCAAUAGUUUAUAGGCAGAGGCCUUGUGUUAGACAUGUCUGAGGAUAUUUUGAACUCGUGGUCAGUGUUGAUGUGAUUAGUGGUAAUAGAGCAGCUUUUAUAGUGUGUGUCUCUGUGGGUAGCAUCACAUUGUGAGGACCACUGGAUCACUUUUAGAGUGAUAUUAGUGUUAUUAACUUUCAUUAACAAUUGUGGCCAAAGAUUGCUUUCAGUAUACCUUGCCUUUCAUUUAGCCCAUCAACAACACAGAAGAGGUGACAACUGAUUUGAAUGGAACUGUCUCCCAAGAUCACUUAUUUUAUAUUCUUCUUAAUGCCUAUGUUGUAAAUGACUAUUUUUUUUCUUUUUAAUUUUUUUUUUUUUUUUUGAUUGAUUGUUCUGUGUAUAUUUGACGGCUAUUUAUUUCUUUUUAUAAACUAUUUUAUGAACAAGCAAUUGUUAUUUGGGCUUAUUGUGUAUUGUGUCGUUUAAACAUGUCUUGUACUACAUAUAGAAGUGGUGGAUGAGGAAGUAGGUCAUUUGUUUUUCAAAAUGUUUUUUUUAAAUUGUAUUUUUGUGUAGUGGCUUAUGAUCAACUGUUAUCACUGAGGGUUUAGGCUGCAGACAUCUACAUUUUGGCUUACAAAAGCUGUGACAUCUUUGCAAGCUGAUGUCAUUGGUAGUCUGGCACUGGUGAUUCUGUCACGCUAUGGCUAUUGCAGAUUGCUAGGUCAUGUUCAGUGGUCACAGGAGCUGUCUGUGUUUGCCAUGUCAUGUCUCAGCUACUGGCACACUCUAACUGUGCCAUUUCAUGCCACAGCUGCUGGCUAAAUGUCUCCUGCUGUGUCUCAGCUGCUGGCUAAAUGUCUCCUGCUGUGUCUCAGCUGCUGGCUAAAUGCCCCUUGUGUUGUGACUUGGUGGCUCUCAAACCAAUCAGGGGACUUGGCCUCCAGACCAAUAAGAUGACUAUAUAUGUCUAUGGCCUCCAAACCAACCAGGUGAUUAUGUAUGACUAUGGCCUCCAAACCAGUCAGGUGAUUAUGUAUGACUAUGGCCUCCAAACCAGUCAGCUGAUUAUGUAUGACUAUGGCCUCCAAACCAGUCAGGUGACUAUGUAUGACUAUGUUGUUGUUUCGACCUCCAUUGCUUUAUUAGAUGUUUUCUUAUAAUGUUGUUCAUUCAAUGUCAGCACUUGCAGUCCUCCCCCCUCCCCCACACCUUGUACACAGUCCCAGCUUGUCUCAUUAGGUGCUAAAUCUGGUCAUGUUUCUCCUGAACUAUGCAUAUAAGCCCAGAUUUAUUUUGUUAUCAUUUAGAAAAAGAAACUUUUUUUUUUUCAUAUUUAUUAUACAUGUAUAAAUGUAAUUAUAUACACUGUGUCCAGAUACAAUUUUUUUUAAAGUAGUGGUCAUCUAAUUAUGUGACCAAUCAACUGGCUAUGCAAUGUCAAUAUUUUUUUGUCUACACUUAAUUAGUAUUUUCAAUAAAUAUAUUCCAGAUUUGAUGUACACAUCCCCCCCUCCUCAAAUAUAAUUCUAUUAAACUGUGGAGUGUUAAAUUUUUAUAUGCCAUCGAAUUUUGAUAAAAGAAUUAUAAUUUACAGCCAUAUAAAACAAUUUUUACCUUUACUUGAUUCACUAUGUCAUGGUUUCUCGAUGCUAUUCUACAUAAUGAGUUGUUGGGUAGAAGAAAGUUUGACUGGAGAACCUUAAGACUCAAACAGUUAGUGCAUUUUGUCCUGACUUUUGGUUCCAUACUUGGUACUGUGCCUUACAACAGCUGAUCUUUUUAGUAUUGAAACACAAACUUUUUUUUUUUUCAUUUUAAAAAUUUAUGAAUACAAUCACUUAGAAAACUUGAAAAGAAAUGUCAGUUGAAUCAUCUUUUUAUUUGUAACUGUCUUGUGUUGUACAUGAUGACAUUCUAUCUCACCCUUGUUGACUGCAGUAUUUUCAUUUCUCUCCAUGCCUUAGUGCACACAUGUUUGAAACAUUCAUUGUAUAGCCCAUGACUUUGUAGAGAAAGAAGCUAGAGGGUAGAGCGAAUUGACAUACAAUUUGGCCAGAUUUUAUUUUCCUUGAAAUUGAAAUAUACCUACUAUGCGUGAGAAAGUUUUUAGAAAUCCUGCCAUACGUAGAUUCUGUAUUUUUCGUAAUGACUUAAAAAUUUAGAUCAAAUAUAAAGUUGUUGUUUUUUUUUGGUUUGGAUAUAUAAAAUUCUGGCACAUAAUUAGACCUUUGACCCGUGUUUAGCUCUUAACAUGAUUUGAAAUAAAAGUAUUUGUCCAAAUGAUCA